Messenger RNA from Lucilia sericata (common green bottle fly), 1348 nucleotides. Its product is annotated as solute carrier family 25 member 44. Gene Ontology annotation, molecular function: branched-chain amino acid transmembrane transporter activity. Bases 340 to 1347 code for a protein of 335 amino acids. The record is from RefSeq and is a predicted model, not a curated record. Gene Ontology annotation, biological process: transmembrane transport; branched-chain amino acid catabolic process. The transcript is spliced from 4 exons. Lineage: Eukaryota; Metazoa; Arthropoda; Insecta; Diptera; Calliphoridae. Gene Ontology annotation, cellular component: mitochondrion.
UGUUAUAUAGGGCUGAUGCAAAAAUCACCAUUAGAUACUUAUUUUUUGCUAGUAAAAGACUACAUUGAUUAAAAAGGAAUUAUAUAAUGAGUAUAAACGGCGUAAACAUAAUUUGAUAUUGUCUGAUGAGUUGUGAACUAUGCGAAAAAUACAAAAUCAAUUAAAAAUGGACUUUUCCAUACACAUAUACCUAUAUUUUGUAAAAUAAUUGGUAUUACAUAUGAACUCAUGACCUAAGGAAUAUUGUGGCCAGUGUGUGUGAGUGAGUGUGUUUGUUGACGAUAAAUAAAAACCAAACGUUUCUUUAACACUGGGCCAAGGUCGAAAAGAUAAUUAGAAAUGAAUCGCACAGCAAUUACUGUGGCAUCCGGUGUUACCAGUGGUUCCAGCAACACCUUAGAUGCUCCAUACAUACGUACAAUAGAAUGGGACAUGAUGGAUAAAACAAAAUUUUUUCCACUGUCAAUGUUGAGUUCGUUUUCCGUUCGUUGUUGUCUCUUUCCCUUAACAGUGAUAAAGACCCAACUGCAAGUGCAGCACAGAAGUGAUGUGUACAAGGGAAUGUUUGACUGCGCUUACAAGAUUUACCGCUCCGAAGGAAUUCCGGGUUUAUAUAGAGGAUUUUGGAUAUCAUCGGUGCAAAUAGUGUCGGGUGUUUUUUAUAUAAGCACAUAUGAAGGUGUGCGUCAUCUGUUAAACGAUAUGGGUGCUGGUCACCGAGUAAAGGCUCUAAUAGGAGGAGGAUGUGCUUCUCUUGUGGGUCAGACAAUUAUAGUUCCCUUUGAUGUGAUAUCUCAGCAUGCAAUGGUACUGGGGAUGGCACAUCAUGCUGGCGCUAAAGGUGAUAUAAAUCCUCUGGGAAUACAAACAGGACCAGGCAGAAGUCGUCUAAACAUUUCGCUUGAUAUUGCAAGGGAGAUUUUGCGAAGGGAUGGCUUUCGGGGAUUUUACCGCGGCUACACCGCCAGCCUAAUGGCCUAUGUUCCAAACUCUGCGAUGUGGUGGGCAUUUUAUCAUCUGUACCAAGAUGAACUUUGUCGAAUUUGUCCACCAUGGGUUUCCCAUUUGCUGAUACAAUGCGUUGCUGGCAGUUUAGGUGGAUUCACUACUACGAUACUUACCAACCCUCUUGAUAUUGUUAGAGCUAGACUGCAGGUCCAUCGACUUGACAGUAUGAAAAUAGCCUUUCAAGAGUUGUGGCGCGAGGAAAAACUAAAUUGUUUCUUUAAGGGAUUGUCGGCGCGUUUAGUACAGUCAGCUGCCUUCUCAUUUAGUAUAAUUUUAGGUUAUGAAACUAUUAAACGUAUUGCCGUGGAUGAGCAAUACAAACAUCAAAUACGCUGGUAAU